GGGAACUCCUAUGCCUCGAUUUCUUUAUCUAUAAAACAUGGAGUACCUACCUCAGCCUGCUUGUGAGUUUUAAGUAAACCCGUCGAUGGAAAACGUGUAAAACUGCUAAUGGCACCUAAGGGCUAUAUUGAGUUUUAUGGUUCUUUUUAGGGCCGCACCUGCAGCAUAUGGAUGUUUCCAGGCUAGGGGUCGAAUAGAAGCUAUGGCUGCUGGCCUACAGCCACCGCACCGUGGGAUCCGAGCCGCGUCUGCUACACAGCUCACAGCAACGCUGGAUCCUUAACCCACUGAGCAAGGCCAGGAUCCUCAUCCUCAUGGCUCCUAGUCAGGUUCGUACCACUGAGACACCACUGGGAACUCCCAGUUCUUCUUAUUCUGCCUUCCGCAAGACCACAGCAAGGGUCACCACCUCAGCCCGCAUCUGCAGGCCAUCAUCAGUCGCCUGGCCCUGAAAAAGGCACAGGGAGGAGGGCGCAGGCACGUUGGCACAAAAUCUGUUGGGAAGCCCAGGCGGCCCGGCUGGCGGCCAUUUUGGCAAAGGGCAGAGACGACGGCUUCUCUACGUCAUCAGUCUGCGCGACCGGCGGGCGCCUGGCGCUCCAUGGGGUAGAGCGGACCGCAGCGAAGGGUACCGGAAUGCGCGGCUGAGGGGCGUGAUGGGGGAGGUGGCUGUGGCCGCGGGGCCUUGUCCGCUGCGCGAGGACAGCUUCACGCGCUUCUCGUCGCAGAGCAAUGUAUACGGGCUGGCGGGCGGCGCGGGCGGGCGCGGGGAGCUGCUGGCCGCCACCCUUAAAGGCAAGGUGCUGGGCUUCCGCUACCAAGACCUCCGACAGAAAAUCCGGCCCGUGGCCAAGGAGCUGCAGUUCAAUUACAUUCCCGUGGAUGCAGAGAUUGUCUCCAUCGACACCUUCAACAAAUCGCCCCCAAAGCGAGGCCUGGUUGUGGGGAUCACGUUCAUCAAGGAUUCCGGGGACAAGGGCAGCCCUUUUCUGAACAUUUACUGUGACUAUGAGCCUGGCUCUGAGUACAACCUUGACUCCAUUGCCCAGAGCUGCCUGAACCUGGAGCUCCAGUUCACUCCUUUCCAGCUGUGCCAUGCAGAGGUCCAGAUUGGGGGUCAGCUGGAGACCGUGUUUCUCCUGAGUGGGAAUGACCUGGCCAUUCAUCUCUACAAAGAGAACGAGGGGCUGCACCAGUUUGAAGAACAGCCUGUGGAAAACCUCUUCCCAGAGCUCACGAACCUGACCAGUAGCGUCCUCUGGCUUGACGUGCACAACCUGCCCGGCACGUCCCGGCGACUCUCAGCACUCGGCUGUCAGAGCGGCUACGUCCGUGUCGCCCACGUGGACCGGCAGAGUCGAGUGGUGCUGCAGACGUGGACCAUCCUACAGGACGGCCCCAUCUCCCGCGUGACCGUGUUCAGCCUCUCAGCGCCCGCAGGGGCCGAGGACAGACCCGAGCGGGAGGAGUACAGCGUGCUGGUGGCCAGCAUGCUGGAGCCAGCGGUGGUGUACCGGGACCUGCUGAGCCGGGGCCUCGAGGACCAGCUCCUCCUUCCUGGCAGCGACCAGUUUGACAGCGUCCUCUGCGGCCUGGUCACCGACAUCGAUUUGGACGGGCGGCCGGAAGUCCUGGUGGCCACCUACGGACAGGAGCUGCUGUGUUACAAGUACUGCGGCCCGGAGCGCGGGCUCCCCGGGGCCAGGGGCGGCUUCCGCCUGCUCUGGCAGCGGAGCUUCUCCAGCCCCCUACUGGCCAUGGCGCAUGUGGACCUGACUGGGGACGGACUGCGCGAGCUGGCCGUGGUCUCCCUGAAGGGCGUGCACAUCCUGCAGCACAGCCUGAUCCAGGCCUCAGAACUGGUCCUGACCCGGCUUCGGCAUCAGGUGGAGCAGAGGCGACGUCAGCCACCGAGGCCGGGGGACAGGGUGGGUGCCAGGCCUGCCGAGACCCCUGCCUCCUGAGCACCACUCACUGCACAUCCCCCCCCCCCCGCCCCCGCAAGGCCUCACCUCCAGCCCUUCACGUCGAGGGAAGCAUCCUGAUGGGGGCGCGAGUCUCCCCAGACCCUCCAGGGCGGUGGAUCUGUGAGUCCUGCUCUGGCUCCACCCCCCACGUGCCCUUUGACCCCACUCCCCUCUCUGUGCCUCAGUGUCCCCCAUUUGAAAGUGAGAUGAUCUUACCCAACCCCCGCUCCCCGCAGUGAGAAUUGGUCAGCAGACAAGUAUUUCUCUGUCCAGAGAAGCCAGACUUGAA
Messenger RNA from Sus scrofa (pig), 2256 nucleotides. It is a transcript of the gene KPTN, whose product is annotated as kaptin, actin binding protein. Gene Ontology annotation, cellular component: actin cytoskeleton; KICSTOR complex; lamellipodium. Lineage: Eukaryota; Metazoa; Chordata; Mammalia; Artiodactyla; Suidae. The record is from RefSeq and is a predicted model, not a curated record. Gene Ontology annotation, biological process: actin filament organization; negative regulation of TORC1 signaling; cellular response to amino acid starvation. Gene Ontology annotation, molecular function: actin filament binding.